AUGUUAAAUCCAAGAAAAAGCAAAAUCAACAAGCUCAUCAUUGAUAAGUGUAAUGCUAUUGAAUUUAAAGAAAAAGCAAGAGUUUGGGAUAGAACAUCUGCUAGAGAAAUAGUGAAAUGUUUCAAAUCCCUUACCAUCAUUGACACCAAUGACAUGGUCGAGUUCUGUAAAAAGUGCAAAAUCAAUGGCUUGGAAAAAUUACAUAUCAUUGAUCAACAAAAUUUAACAAGUGUCAAUCCCAAUAACUAUUCAAAUUUGACAGAUUUUGGUAUUAACAAAUUUUCAUUCUACAAAAAUCAAAGACCUCUAAAGAAACUCUUUCUCAACAGAAUUGACGAGUUGGAGCUUUUUGAAGAAUCGUCCAGUUUGUGCUCUUCCAUCACUGUAAAAUAUCCACCAUGGACAAUUAGAGAUACAUCCAAUCUGAAAGUUUCUGAUUUGACCAUUCUAAAUGAGGAAUGUAGUUUAUCCUUAGAUGAAAUUAUGAGAAAAAUAUCGGUUUUUGAACAUGUUGUCAUUCCAGAAACAUUCAUUAGAUUAAACACUGGAACUUUGAGUGAAAUCGCCAAUCCAAAGCUUAGAAGAAUCACAAUUAUGACCACACGUCAAAAUAGAAUUAUUGUAAAGAUUUUGAGAGCAAGAUUAGAAUGCAUGUUUCCGAAUGCAUGUAUUUUCAUUAAGGAAAUGAAAGAAAAAAUUAUUAAUGAGCCAUCUAAACAAUUUGGUACCUUUAAAUGGGAAGAUGAGAAACUUGGAAUAAUAUUCGAAAGAUUAUUAAGAAGAAUUGAUUCCGUUUCUAAUCAAUGCAUUUAUUUGAGAGAAGAAGCUUCCAAAACAUUUAUUCAACAAAUUAACGAAUCAAUGAAGAAACUUGGUCAGUUGUUUGAAGACAGAAAUAGUACUGAUAGAAAUGUAGCUAAAGAAUUAAUGAUAUUCGAAACUGAGACCUACAUCCUUGAAGGUUUGAAAGCCAACAUUGAAUUUGCAUUACAAAAUGUCAAACAUGCCAUUGAAAUCUACCAAGAACUCAUUGGAAAAGACGAAACCAUAUCAAGAGUCAUUUCCCAAUACCAAGAAACUCUAAACUCUUCUGUCAGCGGUCAAUUCCUCAAUCAAAAUCUCAAACUUUUGGAAGAAAGCUUUGAUACAAUGAAGAACCACUUUGAAAUGAAAGGUUUCAGCCACAAAUUGCUCUUCAAGAAUUUGUGGCAAGCAGAUGACGUUGUCGAGUUCUACAGAGAUGAAGAUUUUGAUAUUGAAGAUGAAGAAGAAUUGAUUCUCGAUGAGGAGGAUAAUAUCAUAUUUGAUCAGGAGGAGCUUUCUGAUUUUAAUGAUGAAGAAUAUAAAGUUGUAAUACUUUUCAAUUUUUCAUUUCUUUGUGUUCUGUGGUGUAAAAAUCAUUCAAUUUUGAAUUUGAAGCAUUAA
This is a messenger RNA of Naegleria gruberi, 1425 nucleotides long. RefSeq lists its product as uncharacterized. NCBI's taxonomy places the organism in Eukaryota, Heterolobosea, Eutetramitea, Acrasida, Naegleriidae. The coding region runs from base 1 to 1425 and encodes 474 amino acids. The record is from RefSeq and is a predicted model, not a curated record. The transcript has a single exon.